This is a messenger RNA of Loa loa (African eye worm), 315 nucleotides long. RefSeq lists its product as hypothetical. Lineage: Eukaryota; Metazoa; Nematoda; Chromadorea; Rhabditida; Onchocercidae. The record is from RefSeq and is a predicted model, not a curated record. The coding region runs from base 1 to 315 and encodes 104 amino acids. The transcript has 3 exons.
AUGAUAUCAGAUGACAUAACAGGAUUGAAAACAUUUUUAGUGUUAGCAGAUACAAAUAGGAAUCAGGAAUUAGUGUGCUUUUGCAUUUUGCGAUCAUUGAACUGCAAGCAUGCAUUGCGUGCAAGUAUCAGCCAUACGGUUCGUUUUAAUGAUGAUGGGAAAAACAGAUACGAUAAAAUAAUUUUAAUUUUAUCCAUCAACAAUUGUUUCCGGAUCACCAAUCAGACUUUUCGUCAGAUCCACAUCAUCACAUGUAAGAAACCAGGAAUACGAAGCACCACAACCGGUACUCAUUCUAAAAGUGUUAUUUUAUAA